Metarhizium album ARSEF 1941 is the source of this 4533-nucleotide messenger RNA. Its product is annotated as Tricalbin. The record is from RefSeq and is a predicted model, not a curated record. Lineage: Eukaryota; Fungi; Ascomycota; Sordariomycetes; Hypocreales; Clavicipitaceae. Gene Ontology annotation, molecular function: lipid binding. The transcript is spliced from 4 exons. The coding region runs from base 1 to 4533 and encodes 1510 amino acids.
AUGUCUGCCUUGCAGGAGCGCGAGCUCAAGCAGCAAGGCGCCAUUGAGGCGGCCGAGGAGAACUUGGUCACCACCGAGCAGGUGGAGAAGGCCAUGGUCGAAGAGGCCAAGAACGCCGGUAUUCCUGCCUUCAAUUUUGAUCCAGAUGCCACUCUGGAGCAAAAACAAGCUCAAGCUCAAGCUGCAAUUCCCCCCGAACUUCAAAGGAGCAGGCGUCCCAAAGGUGCUGCAAUCAUCACCGACGUCGACGACGGCAAGGGACCUGACGAGGUGCUGCCUGACGUCGGCAAGGCUGGUGUGCUUGACGUCACAACGGAUGCACAAGGCAACGACACGACAGGCGCGGGCCUCGGUUCCCGAGAAGCUCCAUAUUCCCGCACCGGUUGGGCUCCCAAGCUCGGAUGGGGUGGCGGCGCAAUCGAUGCAGAGAGUCUCCUGGAUCAUUCCACUUGGCUUGAGGGUAGAUUGCCUCACAACCUUUACGGAGACUGGUACCACAAUACCGCCUUGAUUGUUUUCGCUUGUAUUUCCUCAUGGCUCGUCGCUGUUUUUGGCGGCGGGCUGGCCUGGAUCAUGGUCAUUAUGGCUGUAUGUUCCACGUACUACCGUACCUCGCUACGACGAGUGCGUCGCAACUUCCGCGACGACAUCACGCGAGAGCUUGCUCUGAAGAAUCUCGAGAGCGAUCAUGAAUCGCUGGAGUGGAUCAACUCCUUCAUGGUCAAGUUCUGGCCCAUCUACCAACCUGUUCUUGCGCAAACCAUCAUCAACUCGGUCGAUCAAGUUCUCAGCUCCGCAACUCCGGCUUUUCUGGACAGUCUGAAGCUCAAGACUUUCACCCUCGGCUCCAAGCCUCCUCGCAUGGAGCAUGUCAAGACAUAUCCCAAGACCGAGGACGAUAUUGUCAUCAUGGAUUGGAAAUUUAGUUUCACUCCCAACGACACGGCUGAUAUGACGGCUCGUCAGGUUAAGAACAAGAUUAACCCCAAGGUCGUGCUCGAAAUAAGAAUCGGCAAGGCCAUGAUUAGCAAGGGCCUCGACGUCAUUGUGGAGGACAUGUCCUUCUCCGGAAUCAUGCGACUCAAAAUCAAGCUCCAGAUUCCUUUCCCCCACGUGGACAGAGUCGAAAUGUGCUUUCUCGAGCGCCCCUCGAUUGAUUACGUCUGCAAGCCUCUUGGCGGUGACAGCUUCGGGUUCGACAUCAACUUCAUUCCCGGCCUCGAGAGCUUCAUCCUGGAACAGAUUCACGGUAAUCUGGCGCCCAUGAUGUAUGCGCCCAAUGUCUUCCCCAUCGAAAUCGCAAAGAUGCUCGCUGGCACGCCGGUUGACCAAGCCGUCGGCGUCCUUGCGCUCACCCUACAUGGCGCACAAGGCCUCAAGAACUCGGACAAUUUUGCCGGCACAGUCGACCCAUACGCUUCCAUCAGCUUCAGUCGUCGCCAGGAGCUCGCCCGAACCAAGACCGUCGAGGACAAUGCGAACCCGAAAUGGAACGAGACGCACUACCUCAUCGUUACAUCCUUCAACGACACCGUCGACAUUCAGGUGUUCGACAAGAAUGAAUUCCGCAAAUCCAAGGAACUCGGCGUUGCCACAUUCCGCCUGGAACAUCUCGAGGAGCUCCAUGUUCAUGAGAAUGAGCGACUGGAAGUCAUUGGUGAUGGUAAAGCUCGUGGUGUGGUAUCCUGCGAUUUGCGCUUCUUCCCCGUGCUUGAAAGCAAAACUCUGCCUGAUGGCAAGGUUGAGCCGGCGCCAGAAUCCAACCAGGGAAUUCUCCGUUUCACUGUCGAGCAAGCUAAAGAUCUGGAUGGAACCAAGAGUUUGGUCGGCCUCCUCAACCCAUACGCAGUCAUGCUCCUCAACGGCAAGAAGGUCCACCAAACUAAGAUACUCAAGCGCACCAACAACCCCAUUUGGGACAAUGGCUCCAAGGAAAUUCUCAUCACGGACCGACGCAAGGCUAAACUGGGUGUCACUGUAAAGGAUGAUCGCGGUCUCAUCAGCGACCCCUCUCUCGGAAUGUAUCAGAUUAAACUCGAUGAAAUCCUGGACUGCAUGGCGCAGGGCAAGGAGUGGUAUCAGCUGUCUGGGGCUCAGUCUGGCCGCGUCAAGAUGAUGGCUCAGUGGCGACCCGUCGCCAUCUCUGGCGUCAUCGGCACGGGUGGUUACUCUACUCCAAUCGGUGUCAUGCGGUUGCACUUCCAAAAAGCCAAUGACUUGAGAAACUUUGAGUCAUUUGGCAAAUCGGACCCUUAUGUUCGGGUUUUGCUUUCCGGCAUUGACAAGGCAAGGACGGUUACGUUCAAGAAUGACCUCAACCCCGAGUGGGACGAGGUCCUCUAUGUUCCCAUUCUCUCUCCCCGCGACCGUCUCACUCUUGAGGUUAUGGAUGCUGAAAAGAUGGGCAAGGACCGCAGUCUUGGUUUGGUCGAAUUGUUUGCUGGGGAUUUUGUCCACCAAGAAGCGACAGGCGAAUACAUGGUAAAUGACAAAAAGUCGGUUCGCAACGAAGGACUGCGGUUACAUGGAAAAGGCAUUGCCAAAGGGACACUCACUUACACCGUCGCCUUCUACCCCUGCCUCAACGUUGCAGAUCCGGAAGAGGAGGAGGAGGAGGAGGAGGAGGAGGAGGAGGAGACCGAAGCCGCCAAAAAGGCAGAGAAAGCCAACGGCAAAGCAAAUGGUAAAGCCAAUGGAAGAGCCAACGGUAACGCUACUGGAGACAAAUCCGAAGAAGCCCCACGGGCUUCCGUUGAUCGCUCUUCCAAUGCCGGUAAAUCCAGAGCUAGUAUGGACAAGCCACAGGCAAAUCUGGAAAAGGUGAAUUCAAAUGGAGGAAGUGACAAAGCAGACUCUGAAACUGCGGGCCGAUGCUCGGUCGAACGGCAAGGCCCUCCCAAGGUCCGGCUCAGCCCUGAAGAGCUCCUGAGACACCAAAGUGGUCUCCUCAUCUUCCGCCUCCUUGAAGCUGAAUUGCCUGAAAGCCACAGCCGCCUUGAAGUAUUUGUUGAUGACAUGGCGUAUGCCUCUUACAUUUCUUCCACUUCUCCGUCCAAGGUUCACAAGUUUGACGAAAUUAGCGACUGUGUGAUCCGAGAACUUGACUUCUCCCGUCUCACUCUGAAAGCGCGCAAGAAGGGUGACGACAAGGACCAAACUUUGGCUCAACUCACUGGAAAUACCAUGGAUACGCUCAAGCAGUGCUUGAACAAUCCAACAAUGCUCAAACUGCGAACUGAUGACGGCAAGGAUGGUUGGGUCAAGGUUAGCCUUAAGUACAUCCCAAUCAAGAUGGAGCUGGAUCCGAGCGAAAGCAUCAACAACAUGGGCAAACUUCGUGUGGAUGUCCUAGAUGCCAAGGAACUGCCGUCUGCGGACCGGAACGGAAAGAGUGAUCCAUACUGCAAAUUUGAGCUCAACGGCGAGGAGGUCUACAAGACCAAGGUCAUCAAGAAGACGCUGAAUCCAACAUGGAACGAGUACUUUGAGGUUGCUGUUCCCUCGCGGACCGCGGCAAAGUUCAACGUUGACGUGUACGAUUACGAUUUCGCCGACAAGCCUGACUUUUUGGGCGCAGCUGUCAUCAAAGUAGACUCUCUAGAGCCGUUCAAGGCCAGUGAGUGCACAUAUACACUGGACGGAAAGUCGGGUACCAUUCGCCUGCGACUGCUCUUUCGGCCAGAUUACGUCACAAGAAGCAUCCAUGGAACUUCAACAUUUUCCGGCCUGGGGGCUCCCACCAGAAUCGUUACAGGCGUUGCUGGAGUCCCCAUCAAGGGAGGCGCCGCUGUAGCUGGCGUUGUCGGCCAUGGCGUCGGCAAAGGCGCAUCAUUCUUGAAGCGUGGUCUCCUUGGCGGCAAGAAGGAAAAGGAAAACGGAUCCUUGCCAGAGACUCCUGACAUUCCAAUCAUUGCCACCACACUCAGCGACGACGGGGGACGAGGAACGGAGCCCGGCCUCAGAAAAGCUACUGGUCUCUCCGAAUCUCCAGACAUGGGACAAACCAUCAGCGCGUCGCAAGCGAGCUCUCCCAGCCACUCCCGGACGAAGAGCGUUACUACUUCAAUCCACAGUGCUGCACCGGGCAGCGGUUCCAAGGGCACGGCUACUUUCACAAUUGUGGGUGCCUCUGGUUACCCAUUAUCAACGGAUCUUUUCAUACAGGUGUCCAUGCUGUCGCCAAAGGAGAAGGUUAUUGGCAAGACGAAGCACUUCAAGUCACCAAACGGAAAGUGGAGUUUUGAGGAGACAUUCAAGGCCUCUUGCAAUGCUGACGCCCAGUUCAAGAUUGAGGCCAAGGGAGAUCACUUCAUUGGAAGCAGUGACGAGCUUGGAGAGCAUAUCUACUUUGUGGAUGAGACUGGAUUCGGUGCCGCAAAAGAGCUCACUGUUGGUGGUGGUACAGUCACAAUCAAGAGUAGCUUCCAGCUUGCCGAGACGGACGCGCCCGAUACACCAAAGUCUCACCUUCGACGUAGUUUCUUGGGCAGGCGAGAGUCUCGAACCAGCCGGGAAAUGACACCUAACCCUUAG